Messenger RNA from Kwoniella botswanensis, 924 nucleotides. RefSeq lists its product as uncharacterized. Bases 1 to 924 code for a protein of 307 amino acids. The record is from RefSeq and is a predicted model, not a curated record. NCBI's taxonomy places the organism in Eukaryota, Fungi, Basidiomycota, Tremellomycetes, Tremellales, Cryptococcaceae. The transcript has 3 exons.
AUGGAAGUCGAUAAAGGGGACGUGUUCGUACGCGCAGGGGGUGAAAACGCACUUCAAGGACUGCUUUUCGCUGAAGAGGGUGUUAUUCUAUCGCAAUUAUUCGCUUUGAAUCCGAACGAUGGGAGAAGCAAAUUCUUCCAAAGUCUACCGCCUAAACUGAUGGGAGCAGGGUGGUAUCAUGGAAUGACGAAGAAUAGACUUAAAACUACCAAAUGUCGGAUUGACUUGUCCAAACGUGCUUUGGAAGCUAGAAAGGCUCAGAUCCAACGCAGAACAGCGGCUGAGAAAAAGAAGGAUUACCUUGCAAACUUAUUCGAGGAUGGCAAGCUGACUAGAAGUGGUUCGAUACCUGAUCAUGCGUUUGGUAGACUGUUUGGAGAUGCUGGUAUCGUACUGUCUGUGGUGGAAGAAAAAAGGAUGUAUCCAGGGGGUUUGAAAGAUGUCCUCCGCUUCCUCGCUCACUAUGGUGAGCUUAGGAUGUUUCUAGGGAGUGAUACUGUUCCUGAACAAAUGUCAGCCGUAGAGGGUGAUGUGUGGGUCGGGUCUCCUCAAGUAGGUCCAUGGUAUGCCAAAGUGUUCUGGCAAGUGUAUGCGGAAUGCAAUUCCAUGAAUGCAGGACAUUUCGUAAUAACCGAUCGGUUCCAUUCAAUUUUCGGAAGGUGUAACGAUGAUGGAUUGGUCAAAAUAUUGCAUAUAUUCACCCAUUGCCCUCUUGAUCAAGACGACAUCGAAACGCCACUUGAUGUGUAUCAUCAAACUCAAGUUCGUCCAGCUGGGGUGAAAUCAGGACCUAUACCCCCUAUCGAUCCGAUGUCACCGUACGACUCACUUCAUUCCAACAUGAACAUCAUCGAAGCUUACACCAGAAUCCUAUACUACGCUGGUGAAAACCACAUACAUGGUCCUGGUCACCCCCACAGCUGA